Messenger RNA from Caenorhabditis remanei, 1107 nucleotides. RefSeq lists its product as uncharacterized. Gene Ontology annotation, biological process: branched-chain amino acid catabolic process; response to nutrient. Gene Ontology annotation, molecular function: catalytic activity. The transcript has 6 exons. The record is from RefSeq and is a predicted model, not a curated record. The coding region runs from base 1 to 1107 and encodes 368 amino acids. NCBI's taxonomy places the organism in Eukaryota, Metazoa, Nematoda, Chromadorea, Rhabditida, Rhabditidae.
AUGAGUCACCGAGCCGUGAGCCUCCUCUCCAAGUUCUCUUCCACACUGACGAAUGCACAAAUUCGUGGAAAAGCACACUUCACAUUCCAGCCGUCGACUACACUUCCAGCUGGACUUCAAGGCCAAGAAACAUCAAAAAUGAAUUUGAUGCAAUCGGUGAACGAGGCGAUGCGAAUCGCAAUGGAAACCGACGAUUCGGCAGUACUCUUCGGAGAAGACGUCGCGUUCGGAGGAGUAUUUAGAUGUAGUUUGGAUUUACAAAAGAAGUUUGGAAAGGAUCGAGUAUUCAACACACCUCUCUGCGAACAAGGAAUCGCUGGUUUCGGUAUUGGAGUGGCGGCGGCUGGUGCGACGGCCAUUGCUGAAAUUCAGUUUGGAGACUACAUUUUCCCGGCUUAUGAUCAGCUCGUCAACGAGGCGGCGAAAUUCCGCUACCGUUCGGGUAACCAGUUCGAUUGCGGCAAACUGACAGUCAGAACGACGUGGGGAGCCGUCGGACACGGUGCACUCUACCAUUCGCAGAGCCCAGAAGCCAAUUUCACUCAUACUCCUGGAUUGAAGCUCGUCAUUCCACGUGGCCCAAUCCAAGCGAAAGGACUCUUGCUCUCGUGUAUCCGUGACCCGAAUCCAUGCAUCUUCUUCGAGCCGAAAAUCCUGUAUCGUCUCGCAUCGGAAGACGUGCCCACCGGUGACUACACCAUCCCACUCGGACAGGCUGAAACUGUCCGCCAGGGAAAAGAUUUGACACUCGUCGCAUGGGGAACUCAAGUGCACGUGGCACUCGAAGCGGCUCAACUCGCCAAAGAGAAGUUGAAUGCCGAUGUGGAAGUGAUCGAUUUGCAGACAAUUCAACCGUGGGAUGAGGAUCAUGUUGUGGAGAGUGUCCAAAAGACUGGAAGACUCAUCGUCACUCAUGAGGCACCAAUUUCUUCGGGAUUCGGAGCCGAGAUUGCUUCUACUGUUCAGAAGCGUUGUUUCCUCAACCUUGAAUCGCCGAUCGAACGUGUAGCCGGCUUCGACACGCCGUUCCCACACGUCCACGAACCAUUCUACCUUCCAACAAUUCAUCGUGUAUUUGAUGCAAUCAAAAAGAGUGUUAACUAUUGA